UGUGUAUUCUGAUUGGUGAGUGUCUUUGAAUCGGCCAAUAGCGAGACAUCUGGACUUUUUACUUUUCAUUAGUGGGGCUUUCUGGGAUAGUAAUGGUGUACAGAUACGUACAGUAUUUCUGACAUUACUGACUGUUUGAGAGCUGUUUUAAUUUUCUUAUUUCACUGGAAAUAAACAGAAUCUGCAGAGAUGAGCGAAACAAGUGAUCUUGAUCGACAAAUAGAACAACUAAAGAAAUGUGAUAUUAUUAAGGAAUCGGAAGUGAAAGCACUAUGUGCAAAAGCACGAGAGAUAUUAGUGGAGGAAAGCAAUGUUCAAAGAGUUGAUUCUCCUGUUACAGUUUGUGGUGAUAUUCAUGGCCAGUUCUAUGAUUUAAAGGAAUUAUUUAAAGUAGGUGGUGAUGUCCCGGAAACGAAUUAUCUUUUCAUGGGGGACUUUGUAGAUAGAGGUUUUUAUAGUGUGGAAACCUUUCUCUUACUGUUAGCAUUGAAAGUACGAUAUCCUGACCGUAUCACAUUAAUAAGAGGCAAUCAUGAAUCUCGACAAAUUACUCAAGUAUAUGGAUUCUACGAUGAAUGUUUGAGGAAGUAUGGAAGUAUUACUGUAUGGAGAUACUGCACAGAGAUUUUUGAUUACUUAAGUUUAUCUGCAAUUAUUGAUGGAAAGAUAUUUUGUGUCCAUGGUGGGCUUUCCCCGUCAAUUCAAACGUUGGACCAGAUCCGCACUAUUGAUAGGAAGCAAGAAGUACCUCAUGAUGGUCCAAUGUGCGAUCUUCUGUGGUCUGACCCUGAAGACACACAGGGUUGGGGUGUAAGCCCACGGGGUGCUGGCUACCUAUUUGGAUCCGAUGUUGUGUCGCAAUUCAAUGCAGCCAAUGAUAUUGAUAUGAUCUGUCGAGCACAUCAACUGGUAAUGGAAGGAUACAAAUGGCAUUUCAAUGAAACUGUCCUAACUGUUUGGUCUGCUCCAAACUAUUGUUAUCGAUGUGGCAAUGUUGCAGCAAUCUUAGAAUUAAAUGAACAUUUACAACGUGACUUUACUAUAUUUGAAGCUGCUCCCCAAGAAAGUAGAGGAAUUCCUUCAAAAAAGCCUCAAGCAGAUUAUUUCCUUUGAGUGCAUUACAUUAGUUACCUGUUUUUUUGUUAAUGACAUUGCAUUGCUACUCAAUCUAGCUUUCCAGUUUGCUCAAGAAACUGUGUACAGCGUUUUUCAACCAACCCCAAAAUAUAUCGCGUAGCAUAUGUGUUCCAGACUUUCCCCACCUACAGUGCAUACAUUGAAAUUGUGCACAGGUGGCAUAAUGUUCAUAAUUUAGUUUCCAGAUGCAUUUUACUUCAGAUGAACAUGUAGUGUAAAAAGACGUUUUAUAUAGAUUAAAGAAAAGAUACUGAAGUUAACUUAAAUUUCUUUGUAAAAAAAAAGAAAGAAGCAAACAAAAAAAAAAGCAAAAAAAAAAAAACUUGUGGUAUACAGACAGAGACAAGUGGUAUUACCAUGGUGUAUUGAAUUUUAUGAACUGCAUUUCAAUUUAGUAUCAGUUAUCAUCAGCAUGGAAUUACUCAACACUUAUGUUCACAAUUUAAGAUGUGUUUGAAUGAAAGAUUGCUCUGAGUUUCCAAGUUGUAUAUUUACAUGCAAUAGGGACCAAUGGCAUAUAUCAAUUUAAUUACUAAGCUUUUUAAUUAUCUUUCUAAUAAAUUCUAUAGAAAUUUAUACUAUCAAACGUAUGUGAUCCCAUGCAGAUGAUAAUAAAGUAAUUCAAAGGGAUUUAGAUAAAACAGCAAGUUGCUUAAUUGUAGAUAGUGUAACAUAUUUCAAUGUUUCAUAUUUUUCAUACUCUUCUCCUCAAAGGCAAUAAACAGUUAGCAUUCAUUCUGGGGAAACUUGAUUAGUUUAUAUUGUUGAAUUAGUCAUUCAAUUCUUCAGCUUGCUUCUUUAUCACAUUUAUGUCAGUUUCUUUACAAUUAAGAUUGGUGUAAAUUAAUCAAAUUGUAAAAUUUUUUAUCAAAAAGAUUACAUGGAGUAUAAGCAAAUAA
Messenger RNA from Gryllus bimaculatus (two-spotted cricket), 2036 nucleotides. Lineage: Eukaryota; Metazoa; Arthropoda; Insecta; Orthoptera; Gryllidae. The record is from the annotation of a GenBank genome assembly.